Ochotona curzoniae (black-lipped pika) is the source of this 939-nucleotide messenger RNA. Its product is annotated as olfactory receptor 4P4-like. Gene Ontology annotation, cellular component: membrane. The record is from RefSeq and is a predicted model, not a curated record. The transcript has a single exon. Bases 1 to 939 code for a protein of 312 amino acids. Gene Ontology annotation, biological process: G protein-coupled receptor signaling pathway. Gene Ontology annotation, molecular function: G protein-coupled receptor activity; olfactory receptor activity. Lineage: Eukaryota; Metazoa; Chordata; Mammalia; Lagomorpha; Ochotonidae.
AUGGAAAGCCAAAAGAAUCUCUCUCAAUUCAUUCUCACAGGCCUUUCCUCCGACGUGAACAUACAAAUAUUUUGCUCCAUGUUCUUCUUAUUCUGCUAUCUGGCUAUCUUGGGAGGAAAUCUCCUAAUCCUCGUCUCUAUCCGAUGCAGUUCUCUUUUUAACCAACCCAUGUACUAUUUCCUCAGUCAUUUAUCAUCUAUGGACAUCUGCUAUACCUCCUGUGUGACACCCAAGCUGAUUGGUGAUCUCCUAGUGAGGAGCAAAGUCAUCUCCUAUGGUCACUGUAUGUUACAGGUGUUUACCAUGCACUUCUUUGGAAUGAUCGAAGUCUUCAUCCUGACGAUUAUGGCUUUUGAUCGCAGUGUCGCCAUCUGCAAACCUCUCCACUACAUGCUCCUCAUGAACAGAACUAGAUGCCAUCUGCUCAUCCUGGUGGCUUGGGCUGGUGGGGCUGUUCAUUCCUUUUCCCAGUUUGUGAUGAUCAUCACGUUGCCUUUCUGUGGCCCUAGUGAAAUUGAUCACUACUAUUGUGAUAUUUUUCCUCUGCUGAAGGUUGCCUGCACUGAUACCCACCUCACUGGUGUUCUUACAGUGGCUAAUUCAGGACUAAUUGCCUUGGUAACCUUUGUUCUCCUGUUUGGAUCUUAUGUCGUUAUAUUAGUCACUUUAAGAAAUCUCUCUGCCGAAGGAAGACGCAAAGCCCUCUCUACGUGUGGCUCACAUGUCACUGUGGUUGUCUUAUUUUUUGGACCGUCAAUCUUUGCCUACCUUAGACCGCCUACCACUUACCCUGAAGACAAGAUUUUUUCACUCUUUUACACUAUUAUUGCCCCUAUGUUCAAUCCUUUAAUCUAUACCCUGAGAAAUACAGAGAUGAAAAAAGCCAUCAGGAAAGUGUUUUGUCAACAACAGUUUUCUGAAGAAAGAAUAAUUGAUUAG